Messenger RNA from Elaeis guineensis (African oil palm), 4016 nucleotides. RefSeq names its product ABC transporter B family member 9. Gene Ontology annotation, molecular function: ATP hydrolysis activity; ATP binding; ABC-type oligopeptide transporter activity. Gene Ontology annotation, biological process: oligopeptide export from mitochondrion. The record is from RefSeq and is a predicted model, not a curated record. NCBI's taxonomy places the organism in Eukaryota, Viridiplantae, Streptophyta, Magnoliopsida, Arecales, Arecaceae. Gene Ontology annotation, cellular component: mitochondrial inner membrane.
GUUCACUUUCCGCUCGCUCCCAGGCCGCCCCGUUCCUCCCUCCCGCUUGUUCCCAUCCCUUCGAGCAAAGGAAAUAAAGAGAGAUGGGAGGAGAAGUGGGAGACUUAUGAACGCGUAGUAUAACCUGGACGUCAUGGGAAGGGAGUCGACGAGAGAAGGAAUGGCGAGAGACGGCGGCGGAGAGAGGAACAAAGGAGAUGAGACGGUGCCAUUCUUUAAGCUCCUAUCAUUUGCGGACAAGAAAGAUGUGGUGUUGAUGGUGCUCGCCACGAUCGGGGCGCUUUUUAACGGGAUGGCGAUGCCGAUCAUGACCAAGAUCUUCGGCGAGCUCGUGGAUGCGUUCGGCGCAAACGACAGGGACAUGGUGGUCGAGAAGGUGUCCAAGGUGGUCGUAAAGUUUGUCUAUUUAGGUGCUGCGGCAGGUGUUGCUGCCUUUCUACAGGUGUCAUGUUGGACGGUGUCUGGAGAAAGACAGGCUGCACGAAUUCGUGGUUUAUACCUCAAAACCAUAUUGAGACAGGAUAUUUCUUUCUUUGACACCGAAACAUCAACUGGGGAAGUCAUUGGAAGAAUGUCAGGGGACACCAUACUCAUCCAAGAGGCCAUUGGUGAGAAGGUUGGGAAGUUCUUACAACUAGUUGCAACUUUCAUUGGUGGCUUUAUUGUAGCGUUCAUUGCAGGCUGGCGUCUGGCACUUGUAACGCUGUCAGGUAUACCUCCUAUUGUCAUUGCUGUUGCAGCCUUAUCCAUGACAAUGGCCAAAAUCUCAAGCCGUGGACAAGCAGCAUAUUCUGAAGCCGGAACUGUAGUUGAACAAACAAUUGGAUCCAUCAGAACUGUUGUUUCCUUCACCGGUGAGAAGCAUGCCAUCGACAAGUACAACAAUCUCAUAAGAAAUGCAUACAAAUCCACUGUUCAAGAAGGAAUUGCUUCUGGCCUGGGAGUUGGUUUUGUUCUGUUGAUUGUGUUCUGCAUGUAUGGGUUAGCUUUAUGGUAUGGUUCCAAGUUGAUAAUUGGGAAUGGCUAUGAAGGUGGAUCUGUUAUUAAUGUUAUAAUGUCUAUUAUGACUGGUGGAAUAGCCCUAGGUCAGGCAUCCCCAUCUGUGAGUGCAUUUGCAGCAGGGAAAGCCGCUGCAUAUAAAAUGUUCGAGACAAUCAAUCGAAGACCAGAGAUUGAUGCCUCUGACAUGAGUGGUAUUGUCCUAGAAGAUAUCAAGGGUGACAUUGACCUGAAGGAUGUUUACUUCCGCUACCCAGCAAGGCCUGAUCAGCUGAUAUUUGAUGGCUUCUCAUUGCAUGUACCAAGUGGGACCACUAUGGCACUAGUUGGAGAGAGUGGUAGUGGAAAGUCAACUGUGAUUAGUUUGGUAGAGAGAUUCUAUGAUCCUCAAGCUGGGGAAGUGCUGAUAGAUGGUGUCAACAUAAAGAAACUGAGGCUCGGAUGGAUAAGGGAAAAAAUUGGACUUGUUAGCCAAGAACCAAUCUUGUUUACGACCACCAUUAAAGAGAACAUUUCCUAUGGAAAAGAAGGUGCGACAGAGGAAGAAAUUCGCAGAGCAAUUGAACUUGCUAAUGCUGCCAAGUUCAUCGAUACGAUGCCUGAUGGACUUGAUACAAUGGUUGGUGAGCAUGGAACUCAACUCUCCGGUGGACAAAAACAAAGAAUUGCAAUCGCUAGAGCAAUUCUGAAAAACCCUAAGAUCCUCCUUCUAGAUGAAGCAACAAGUGCAUUGGAUGCUGAAUCUGAGAAAAUAGUUCAAGAUGCACUGGUGAGAAUCAUGGUAGACAGGACCACCAUAGUUGUUGCCCAUCGCUUGACCACUGUGAAAAAUGCUGAUACCAUAUCAGUUGUGCAUCGGGGAAAAUUAGUAGAGCAAGGUUCACAUUCAGAGUUGAUCAAAGAUCCUGAUGGGGCUUAUUCUCAACUCAUACGCCUGCAAGAGGCUAAUAAACAAGCAGAAAGAGCAUCUUCAGAGGAUUUGGGAAAGUUAUUUUCGAGUUCUGAUGCAAGAAAAUCUUCAUUCAGAUCUGAGAGUUAUCGGUUUUCCUUCAGAAGAUCCAUCAGUAGACCUUCCUCAUAUGGUGGAAGCGGCAGGCAUUCUUUCGCUAUACCCCUUGGUUUGGUUGGUGCUGUGGAAUUCCAGGGGGAUGGCCCUAUAGAAGAUGAACUCAAGGAAAAACAGGACGAUAAUGAUCAAGUGGACAAGCAAGUAUCUCUCAGACGGCUGGCCUAUCUGAACAAGCCAGAGAUUCCGGUUCUUUUAGGAGGAUCCAUCGCUGCAGCUGGUAACGGAGUGAUUUUUCCAGUGUUUGGACUGUUGAUCUCGACUGCCAUCGAGAUAUUCUAUAAACCGCCAGAGAUGCUCCGUAAAGAAUCUGUAUUUUGGACACUGAUGUUUGUACUUUUGGGAGGCAUUUCACUCCUUGUUGUGCCUAUACAACACGUGUUGUUUGGAGUGGCAGGCGGGAAGUUGAUUGAGCGUAUACGCUCCCUAUCAUUUAAGAGCGUGGUGCACCAAGAGAUCAGCUGGUUUGAUGAGCCUCAAAAUUCCAGUGGGGCGAUAGGGGCAAGGCUAUCAGCGGAUGCUUCAACAAUCCGAAGUCUUGUAGGGGAUUCCUUGUCACUGAUUGUUCAGAAUCUAGCGACUAUUGUCACAGGGCUUGUGAUAGCGAUGGUUGCAAACUGGAAGCUUUCACUCAUAGUCCUAGUAUUGAUACCUUUCUUGAGUUUGCAAGGGUAUGCACAGGUUAGGAUGCUUGAGGGAGUCAGUGCAGACGCCAAGGUAAUGUAUGAAGAAGCAAGUCAAGUGGCAAAUGAUGCAGUCAGCAGUAUUCGGACAGUCGCUUCUUACUGUGCAGAAAAUAGGAUUAUGGAUACCUAUCAAAAGAAAUGUGAAACUCCUUUAAAAAGUGGAAUCCGACGGGGAAUUAUAAGUGGCUUGGGUUUAGGUUUCUCAUUCUUGGUGCUUUAUUUCUCCUACGCUAUUUGUUUCUAUGUUGGAGCACUUUUUGUGCGUAAUGGGAAUGCAUCCUUUAGAGAUGUAUUCAGGGUCUUCUUUGCUUUAACAAUGGCAGCCCAAGGAGUUUCACAGUCAAGCGCACUUGGUCCAGAUACCAAUAAAGCUAAGGAUUCGGCUGCUUCUAUUUUUGCAAUUGUUGAUCGGAAGUCCAAGAUUGAUUCAAGCACCGGUGAGGGGACAGUAUUAGCAAAUGUGAAUGGAAAAAUUGAGUUCCAACAUAUCAGCUUCAACUAUCCUAGUCGUCCACAUAUCCAGAUCUUCAGAGACUUGUGCUUGAAAAUUCCCUCUGGAAAGAGUGUUGCACUUGUUGGAGAAAGCGGCAGUGGAAAAUCCACGGUUAUCUGUCUACUGGAAAGGUUCUAUGACCCAGAUUCUGGUAGGAUCUUGUUAGACGGAGUGGAGGUUCAAAAGUUCAAUAUUAAUUGGCUGAGACAACAGAUGGGAUUGGUAGGCCAAGAGCCUGUUUUAUUCAAUGACACAAUUCGUGCCAACAUAGCUUAUGGGAAGGAAGGGGAGGUAGCUGAAGAGGAGAUCAUUGCAGUUGCUGAAGCAGCAAAUGCCCAUAAGUUCAUAUCAAGUCUUCCUGAAGGAUAUAACACCAAUGUCGGGGAAAGAGGGGUGCAGCUAUCAGGUGGGCAGAAGCAACGCAUAGCAAUCGCAAGGGCAAUUCUCAAGGACCCUAGAAUUCUUCUGCUUGAUGAAGCAACGAGCGCUUUGGAUGCAGAGUCUGAGCGACUUGUCCAAGAAGCUUUGGACAGAGUGAUGGUUGGAAGGACAACUAUUGUUGUAGCUCAUCGGUUAUCAACAAUUAAGGGUGCUGAUAUAAUUGCAGUCGUGAAGAAUGGAGUGAUUGCCGAGAAAGGACGACAUGAGACGCUGAUGGAGAUACCCGAUGGAGCAUAUGCUUCACUUGUUGCACUUCAUCUGAAUUCUUCGUGAUAGGAUGAUGCAGUGGUUGCUUGAAAAACAAUGCAAAAAAUCUUCCUUUUUUUCGAUU